AUACUCUGUCUACGUCUACCAUGAUUUUUAAACUAGCAACACUGGUUGGCGUGGGUUCAUUAAAAUUUAGAAUACGAGAAGAAUCAUUGUUAGCGAUUUUAAUAGCGUGGGUCGAGUGUUUAAAAUAAUAAUCGUCAAUCGAAAAACACGGCCAGAGAGGAGUGCGGUUUUUAACGCCGCGUAGUGCAAUUUUUGCACAAAGGGCAUAAUGGCGCAACAAUACAGCCUGCGGUGGAAUAACCACCAAACAAACUUUAUAUCCAUGUUUGGCAAUCUGCUUCUUGCAAAAGAUUUAGUUGAUGUAACUCUUGCUGCGGAAGGUCAACAUUUAGUGGCUCACAAAGUAGUAUUGUCCGCCUGCAGCACAUUUUUCCAUUCGCUAUUUGUGGACAAUCCCUCACAUCACCCAAUAGUCAUUUUGAAAGAUGUGACAUUCAAUGAUUUACGCACAAUGGUGGACUUCAUGUACUACGGGGAAGUAAAUGUAACCCAAGAGCAAUUGCCUAAGGUUUUUGAAACCGCAAAAAUAUUAAAAAUAAAGGGAUUAACAGAGAUGCCUGAUCCUACGUCUCUCACAUGUGCUCACGGGACAUCGGCCGACUAUCCAAGUGUUGACAAAAGUGAAACUGUUAGGUUGUCUCACUUUUCUCCAGUUGCCUCACCUUCUAUUAAACGAAGAAGGCGUCGAAAAAGUUCAACUGGUUCAGCCGUAAAUCUGGCAUCAGAUGACAACAAGAGUGAGGGCUGUGCUCAAAAUAUAGAAGUAAUGCAAGAUGCCAUCACCUUGAGUAGUGAACCUCAACAAAAGCGAAGAGAAUUUGACGAGAGCCUGGAUUUGUCAGAACAGACAAACUCUUCAAAUAUCAAUAUAGACCAGAUUCAGCUUGACACAAAUGCAGUUGGAAUGUCACAAGGGCAAUGGAGUAUGUUGGAGCAUUCAUACCCUAGGUAUUCAAAUGCUUGUCUCGGAGGCGGCGGGCUUCAACAUGAUCAAGGAAUGUAUCUCAAUAAUGUGAUCAACCCGCAUGGAGACACAGAAAUGAAUCAUUACAGUCAGGCGCUCGUCCAAGGCCCCACGGCUGGUCCAAGCUGUAUCACCGAAGCUCAAACUGUACAGACUAUGAAUCAAACGCCACAAAAGCGACGUCGUGCCACAAACCCGCAAGCGGAAGAAAAUUUCCAAAGAGCUUUAGAAGCUGUCCGUUUUGGUGGAAUUGGCUUUUGCAAGGCAGCACGGAUGUUCGGCGUGAAUAACCGAACACUAUGGCUUGAAUAUAAGAAGAAAGGUUAUCCAAACAAUCGGCCGAGCAUAAAGAGCCGCAUCAAGCGCGAGCACGUGACGCCGCCGCCGGAGCACAAAGACGAAGUGCCACAGCAGAACCAACAGAUGGCGCUGAUCUGUCCGCCGCACCCCCUGCCCGUGGAGUACAUCGACCCGCGCCCCGUGGACUUCCCGGUGCAAGUGAACAACUCGCCCCUGAAUAUUAUCAACGGUGUUAACUUUCCGAUGCAAUAGAACGCGGCCUGCGGGGUGCAAGGCAGCGAGGCGUACUCGUUGUGACCCGAGUGUGCGGGCGGCGGCGGCGCGUGCGGCGCGCCCGCGGCCUUCGCUUGCGGCGCGCCCGCGGCCUACGCUUGCUACGCGCCGCUCCCGUCGCCGCCCUUGCGCCCCCAAACGUGCUUCGAUAUCUACAUGCAUAUGCCUUUGUAAAUAUUUGUUACCAUUAAUAACCAGUAUUACAUGAUACCCAGUAGGUAGACUGUUAUUUGUGCAUUGACGUACAAAACCGGUCGUAUGGAGACGUUCGUGUGCACUUCCUGAACAAAAGUAUUGAAGAGAGUGGACGCGCCCCCAACUCGUAGUCUAGUCGACGAGUUGAAAAUGGUACAGAAUAAAGCAGAUAAGAGCAGUAUCUCUAUUUUGUACCAUAUUCAACUCGUCGACUAGACUAUCACGUCCUUUAGUCAUAAGCCGUCUAUAAAGUAUGUUUAGAUCUCAUAGAACUGUAAGUGUAAAGAUAGGUAUUUGAUAUCAGCUUUUCAUAGUCUUAAAUUUAUAAUUUCAUUAUAAAUUAAAACUGCUUUAUUAUAAGAGUAUUGUAUAAAAGGAAUGAUGUGAUAGCGAAUUUAUUACAAAGUAUAUCGUAAUAGUAUAAUUAUAAUAGAUAGAGAUACUUAUGUCGAGACCAGUAUAAAACCAGUUUGAUGUUAGAAUAUCGUAAUUGCUGCAGUAUAUUGUUGUGAUAACUCCAUACAUGUAAGUUCUUACCAACUUUCUGUAAUCUGAUAGUUUAUCAAUAAUACAGAAACAUAAAAUUUGGAGAAUAGAUAUAUAAUAUUUAUUACUGUAUCAUUCAUAAUAAUUUGAUGAAUUCUGCUACAUUUCUCGUCUAUAUUUUUUAUGUAACAGCUACCUCUACAAAAGUAUUUCUUCUCAUAUAAUUAAUUAUAUUUGACCUCUAUUGCAUUUUUAUAUCAUAGACAUAUCAACAUCUUUCAAAAUCAUUGUGAUACUGUGAAUAAAAAUUUGUGUGAUAGCUCAUUAGACUUUUCAUGACGGUUAGACAAUUGUGCAAAAAUUUCAUAUCUGCACAUAAACAAGUGCAAAAGUUAUAUACAUCAGUUAAAGUUAAUCUUUAAUUGUUGUUUAUAGAGGGUUAAUAUAUAAAAGAGAGAAUGAAUUAAUGAAAGUAUUCCCAAAACUAAACAACAAAACUAGAGUUGUGAUUGCCCGGUGUAUAUGACCUCUUCCCCAGAUUCCGGGGCAUGCACCUCUAACUUUCAGUUGUGUGCAUUUUAAUAAAUAUUUAUCACGUGUCUCAAACGGUGAAGGAAAAACAUCGUGAGGAAACCUGCAUACCAGAGAAUUUUCUUAAUUCUCUGUGUGUGUGAAGUCUGCCAAUUUGCAUUGGGCCAGCGUAACCCCUCUCAUUCUGAGAGGAGACUCAAGCUCAGCAGUGAGCCGAAUAUGGGUUGAUAAUGAUGAUCAUGAUUUCCAAAACUUGCUGUGUUAUUUAAUAACUAUGGUGUUAGAGAAUUUUUCACGUUAAAAAUAUGUCAUGUCAGUCAGUUUUUGCUUUUAACAAUAAUACAAUCAGAAAUAUUAUAAAUCAUUUAAAUAAACUGUUGCAAUUGUUCAUGAUAUGAAAUUUUUUGUAUAUUUUUGUAGAUUUCAUGACAAGUCUUAUAAGCACACAUAUACAUCGGUAUUAUUUUUUGACAGGACUCUGAAGAUCGGCCUAUAGUACUGUACUUCACUUUUAUUAUACUUUUUUUUGACAAAGAAUAUACAUGAAUUUAAUAAUACUUUAUAAUAUAUCAGUAGACUGAUUUUCUGAAGAUAAUAUAAUUUUCUAUUUGCUGUGGGCGUGUUGCUGCCGUAUUUUUUACGCUUCGUAUGUUUAUCAUUUUUUCUACUUAAUUAUAUUUGCUGUAUUAUACCGUGUUGCGUAUAUAAAUCUUGGCGGGUUCCAAGAGUAUAAUAGGCUAGUUGACACUUUUUUUUAAAUGUACUUAAAUAGUUCAUUAUACUAGAUUGAAAUUUUUUUUUUCAUAAUUUUCGAGAUGACACGAAAAAAUUUAAUUUUUAAAUAUGUUUUUGACAAUACAUAGUAGUCAAAACGCGUGUCGGCCAUGACAGUAUAUUUCAACUGUUUCAUGACGUCACUAAAAUAUUAGUUAACAAUUAGUUCGACGUUUAGUACGUCAAGUGUUAGUGACGUCAGAAAAUGGACGACAGCGUUUUUAACGUUUGGAAAAUUUGAAAAAAUACGUAAUAUUUUAAUUACCUUUUUUAUGACAUCCUUAACUUUUAUUAAUUGAUAUCGAUAUAUUUCGGACCCUUAUUCCAUGUACUACACGAAAUUAAUAUUGUUUAUAUUAAAUUUGAUAUGAGUCAACUACCCUAUUGUAAUCCAAAGGUCAUUUCUGACGGACUCGUUUUCAGUGACCAUAUUGUUAUGCUGUGUGUCACACAAACUGCAAAUUCCUUCUGCAGAGAUAGGUCAGCUCCUUAACUAUAGUAUAUAAAACGUGCGUACAAACCGAUGUUGGUCAUUGCUUUCUCUCCCACGCCUCCACCCUCCCACCACCCCAACCCCUCCCCCUCUCCUCCCACUCUCUUCCUCCCUCCCCCCUACAAACAACAUGAAUGCUCGGUCUGUAACAUGUUACAUUAGGCCCAUUAAUACUGGUCUAUGUUUUCAUGAAUAUAAGUAAUAUUUUGUCUGGUACCAGGCAUCGUGAUUUGUAAGAUGUUCUUUGUCAUAAAACGCACAAACAACAGUGCCUCAUUUUUUCUUAUAUUAUGUACAUCAAGUGUUUUUGGAGUUGGUUUCUUUUAGGAUAGGUAUUCUUUUUUAUCAAAAUAUAGGUACGUAUUGGUAUCUCACGGUUUGAAUAGUUUGGUAUCUUUUUUUUUGAGUUUACAAUUUACAAUGCCUACUUUUUUAGUUAUUUACAUAACAAUGGUUUAACAUCGAAUAUUCAAUGUCAAAUAUAUUUUGUGAUUUGGUUUGAUCUCACGUUUAAUUAUGUGUUUCGUGUUCCUAAUAAAAAUGUUCGUCUUAAAUUGAUAUAGGUAGAUUUCAUACCUUGGUUGAUUGAAAAGGCAUCAUGGAGAGAUAUUAGAUGAUUUGUCUCAUGAUUGUCACAUAGUUACCCAAUAGUAUCAGAAUUAUGACAAUAGUGACCUAUCUCACGAAGACUUAGCUCAAUUUUUUGUACUGUGUGUAUAUUGCAUUAACACUUUCUUGCAAGUUACAUUAAAUUUGAUUUUGAUACAAAAAAACUGAAUUUACCUAUACAAUUAUGUUUCUUAUUUUUCAACUUAACCUAUAUAUAUCAGUAAACGAUAUUUAUAAGGUUAAUUAGCUUUUUAGUUUAUCCCGCAGUUUGUGUCUUAGAAGUCUUCGUGAAGUAGAUCUACUUGCAGGUUUGAUACAACUUAAAAUUAGCUUAUAAGCAAAAGAACAAUAUAGGAAGUUAUUUGAGUUAUAUAACAAUAUAACAAGUUGCUAUAUUGUUUGAAAGAAUCUACAAACGUACAAUAAUAAUGUUGUCACAACAGGGAUCUCCUUUGUAAAUACUUUAGGUAUAACUCUUUAUACAAAGAAACUUAUAAUAACUUUUUGCAUUAUAGCAAAAUACUUGCAUUUAUAGUCGAGAAAGAAUAAUCUUGAUGACAUUAUUUUAUAAGCGCGAUGAGCUAAAGUCUCGACCUUCCGUAGCAAUCUAUAAGUGCUCAUGAUGUUAUAUAAAAAUGAAUCAAUAUAUUCUUUGGUCACGCCAUAACUUAAGUACGACCGACCGAUAAGGAAUGAUCUAUAGUCUGGCAAGUUCGUUGAUGACACUCCCAUGAUAUGCGGGCGACGGGGGAAAGAUUGCGCGGGUGUGAAAUCGUGAGGUGCAUCAGUCGUGGGUUUUUCAUUCAUCGCUACACGCCCUCCGCGCGGACCAUCGAGAGUGUUACGAACGAAGUUGCCAAGCUAUAAUAAUUUAAUAUCUAUGAUAUAUAAUUAAGUAAUUAUUAUUAUAAGUGAUUCAAUUUAUUAUUCAAAUAUAUAUUUUUCUAUAAAUAAAAUGAAAUCCUAAUGAAUUUUUAAUACGUAAUAUUUCAACUCUAAUCGCUGAAUCUACAAAUUACACGUAGUUUAUGUAUCUAAAAUUAUAAUUACUGUUACUGGCAAAAAUAUCAAUAUUAAAAAUUAUUAUUUCUCUAUAUUUAUAAAAAUAUAACCAAAAGUGUUAGUUGCAGUCGUAACUUGUAUGCACUAUUUAUUUUUCUUUAAAACAUGUUUUAAAGCAUGUUAAAAUAUGUUCACCGACUUCAUUUCAUAGGGCACUCCUAUAUUUUUAUGUAAAUAAAAUAUGACUUUUUUGUCAUAACUUUUUUUACGCAGUACUUCCUGCCAUAACAAAAGGUAAAGUACUUAAACAACCUAUCAAUUGAUAUAUCGCAUUUUGUUAUUGAUAGGCAGGAUCCCAUAUAUUUUUGCCGGUCCUUUGAUUUCAUCAAUUAAAGUACUAGUUUUGUUGAUUUUGAUUGGACAAACGUAUACAAAAAUGUGUUUUCAUCAAUAGAAUAGUUUUAAUAAUUGUGACAAAAUUCCAUGUGGAUAUUGUGUUUUGUGUAUAGUAAAAUAUUGUUUAUUUUUUUUAUUUAAUAUUAUAUAUGAACUUAUUUUUGUCUAAUCUAUAUGAUGACAUAGUUGUGCCUGUACGUGGGUGUAUAUCAAUUAUUUCCUGGCAGUGGAACACAUUCAUAUUGUCAGGAGGAAUAAAUUCAAAUUCCAUUUAAUAUUAUUAUCAUCAUUAGGAAUUAAAUUGCUUUGAAGUUUAAAGAUGCUGAAUGAAAACUUGAACUUAAUUAUGGGGAUUUCAUUGUAAUGGCCUGUUUGUGACAUGCAGAAAUGGCGGCUGAGUUGUCCCAGUCACAUCUCUUUCGUCAAGUUUCGUCUCUACGCAAUGUUAGAGAUAGCUGUAUUUCCAGUUGCACUACUAUUGGUUAAAAUUUGACUAUUUUCUCUUCACGGGAUAUGUCGAAGGACGCAUGUUAACACUACAGGUCUAUGUACUAUACCACAUUAAGUACUUAACAUUUUUAAGAUGAUGGCGUCCUUCUAGCAGCUAUUUGUCAAAUGUCAUAUUUAACAAGUGCCUGAGUUAUGAAUUAAACUGGGGUUUGAAUAUCAUACUAUAAUUAUCACAUAACAUAUUUCAGUUAUAAAUCAUAUUAUGUUGGGUUAAUUUUUUUUCAGUUUGGACAUUCAUUAGAAUUUUAUUAAUUAUAUCAAUGACCUAAUGACAAUUGAAACCUGAGGCCUUAACAUGCGACCAAACGACAUAUCUCGUGAAGAGAAUUGACUAAAGUCAGUUCUGGCACCACCGGAAGUAUCGUUAUCUCUGGAACGAAAAUUGGGACUGGGACUACUGCGCCGCUAUUGGUUGAAAUUAUGUCCAUUUCUCUUCACGAGAGUCUUUGGUCGCAUGUUAGCCUGAAAUUCAUACCAUCCAUCUUCUUUGUCUACUAGUUUUGUACAAUUCAAUUAUGUAAAAAUAUGGCCAACUAUCGCCGAAUAUGAUGAAAAAUUGAAAAUAUAUAUUUCUAUCUAAAAUUUAUUAUAUAAACGAAUUCAGUAUUAUGAUUGUGAAAAUAUAAAAUAAUGUUAUAAUAUUGUCCUCUCAUUUUAGAUUGCGUUCUCGCAAAACGAAAUGUUUUUGUAAAAACUUUGUAAAACAAAAAAGUGUAAUGGUUAGGUAUGUAAAGUAUGUGUUUUGUUUCGAUUUGGAGAACGCAAUUUGGAAUUUAUGUCUAACCUACUGUAGGUUAGUCCGCAUUACACAAUAAUUGUUACAUUGUAUACUACCACUGUAUUUAAAACCAAAUUUGGCAAUAAAAGAUAGUAAAUGAUAGUUUUUCAAAAA
Molecule: messenger RNA, 7425 nt
Organism: Bicyclus anynana (squinting bush brown)
Lineage: Eukaryota; Metazoa; Arthropoda; Insecta; Lepidoptera; Nymphalidae
Product: protein tramtrack, beta isoform
Exons: 8
Coding region: 209-1516 (435 amino acids)
Biological process (GO): regulation of transcription by RNA polymerase II
Cellular component (GO): nucleus
Molecular function (GO): DNA binding; protein binding
Source: RefSeq, a predicted model, not a curated record